GGUUAGUCAAAGAGAGCCAAGGAAAUCAACCUUUCUAUUACAAUCCUCUUUACCAAGAAAAUCACCAACAUAAUUCUUCUUCUUGAGCAUAUUAUCUUACAACACCGAUGCAGUUAGUUUUACUUCACCACCAGCUUCAAAAUGCAAUUGACCCCAUCAAACCCAAACACUAAUAUUCUUGUUCAAAUAGACACAAACAAUAUCAUCCAGAAAGCACACUAAGGUUCCCAUUGUUCUCUAACAUUUAUGGGUUUUCACAAUCAUGCUAAUCUGUUGUUGAUUUUUCUACUCAUAUUCUCCAUAUUUUCUUCUGUUUUGAGCUCUGUUGACGAUACAAUCACACCAUCCAAACCCAUCAGAGACCCCAACACAAUCACUUCCAAAAACGGUGACAUCAAGCUAGGAUUCUUCACCCCAGAAAACUCUGCAAACCGCUACGUAGCAAUCUGGUACAUCUCCCAAUCCUACAAUAUAUGGGUGGCAAACAGAGAUCAACCACUAAACGAUUCUUCCAGCGUCUUCAAAAUCAACGAGGAUGGAAAUCUUGUAAUCUUGAACGCUCAGAACCGUGUGAUAUGGUCAACAGAUAUUUCAAUUUCAAGCAAUUCAACAAGAACAGCUCAGAUUCUCGAUUCAGGAAACCUGAUCCUGAGAGAUGAUGAAACUGGAGAAACGGUCUGGGACAGUUACUCCCAUCCUAGCGGAUCAGCUGUCCCAGGGAUGAAAAUCGCGACAAACCGAAUCACCCUGAAGAAAAUCGAGUACACCUCAUGGAAAAAUAGUACUGAUCCUUCUUCAGGCUACUUCACAGCUAGUCUAGAACGAUUGGACACUCCAGAAGUGUUUUUCUGGCGCAACAAAACUCAUCCAUAUUGGAGAACUGGUCCAUGGAAUGGACGAGUUUUCCUCGGCGCACCGAGGAUGCUAACUGAGUAUCUGGCUGGAUGGGAAUUUCAAAAGGAUGAUGGUCAUGGAAAUUCUUAUCUUACUUACAAUUACGGUAAGCAGAACACCUUUGGAAUUCUGCGCAUGACUUCUAAUGGUACACUUCAAUAUAUAAACUUUUACAACAAGACGGAAGCGUAUAGACUCGAGGUGGGUCAAAAUGUGUGUGAUUUCUAUGGCACUUGUGGGGCUUUUGGGAACUGUGACGCUUUCAGUGACCCGAUUUGCAGCUGUUUUGAGGGGUUUAGGCCGAGGGAUGCGGAGGCGUGGAGCGCAAAGAAUUGGACCGGCGGGUGUGUGAGGACGGCGGAGCUGCGGUGUGAGGAGGUGAAGAAUGGGAGUGAAGUGCAGCAAGAUGAGUUUUUGUUGUUUAAUAAUAUGAAGGUGCCCGAUUUUGCAGAGUUAUCUGGUGGGGAGCAAGAUAAGUGUCGGCCGGAUUGCUUAGCAAAUUGUUCUUGCUUGGCGUAUGCGUAUGACCUUACUAUUGGUUGCAUGUAUUGGAGUAGGGAUUUGAUUGACUUGCAGAAAUUUGAAAAGAGAGGUGUUGAUCUCUUCAUUCGUGUGCCUGCAGAACUAGUUAAAAGCAAAGGGGGGAAAGGAAACAUGACAUUGAUUAUUGCCAUUUCUGUGGCAAUUGGAGCAGUUACCUUAGCUGUUUGUUCAUAUAUUUUGUGGCGGAAAUUAACUGCCAAACCUACAGGGAGCCAGCCUCAAUUCAAAGAUCAGAAACAAAUGAAACUAGAUGAGCUACCACUAUUUAGUUUUGAAACGCUUGCAACCGCCACAAAAGGCUUUCAUUUGGGUAAUGUGCUUGGGAAAGGAGGUUUUGGUCCAGUAUAUAAGGGAGAAUUGGAAGAUGGCCAAGAAAUUGCAGUAAAAAGACUCUCAAAAUCUUCUGGACAAGGAUUAGAAGAAUUCAUGAAUGAAGUUGUGGUGAUCUCUAAACUUCAACAUCGCAAUCUUGUAAGACUUCUUGGUUGUUGUGUUGAGCGAGAAGAACAGAUCCUGGUUUAUGAGUUCAUGCCAAAUAAGAGUUUGGACGCAUUUCUCUUUGAUCCACUUCAAAAGAAAAUUUUAGAUUGGAGAAAGCGUUUUAACAUAAUUGAAGGAAUAGCUCGGGGUAUACUUUAUCUCCACAGAGACUCAAGGCUAAGGAUUAUCCAUAGAGAUCUAAAAGCAAGCAACAUCUUGCUAGAUGGUGAGAUGAUUCCAAAGAUAUCAGAUUUUGGUUUAGCCAGAAUUUUCAAAGGUGGUGAAGAUGAUGAAGCUAACACAAUAAGGGUUGUUGGAACUUAUGGUUAUAUGCCUCCUGAAUAUGCAAUGGAGGGGCUUUUCUCAGAGAAAUCAGACGUGUAUAGCUUUGGAGUUUUAUUGCUAGAGAUUGUUAGUGGAAGAAGAAACACUAGCUUUCGCAAUGACGAUUCGCUUAGCCUUAUAGGAUUUGCAUGGAAACUAUGGACAGAAGAAAACAUUAUUUCUCUAAUAGAUCCAGAUAUAUGGGAUCCAAGCGUUGAAAGUACCAUGUUAAGGUGCAUACACAUAGGACUUCUAUGUGUGCAAGAAAUCCCAAGAGAAAGGCCAGCUAUAUCCACUGUAGUUUUGAUGCUCAUAAGUGAGAUCACACAACUGCCUCCUCCAGGGCAAGUUGCAUUUGUCCAGAAGCACAAUGCUAAAAGUUCAGAGUCUUCUCAAAAGAGUCAGUGUAGCUCCAACAAUAAUGUAACUCUUAGUGAAGUUCAUGGCAGUCCUUUCAUUUUCCACCAACUAUUAGCUUUGAAAUAUACGUUGUUCUGAUGGAAAUCGACAAUCUCGCCACCCUCGAUGCCUCGAAGGAGAACUUGACUGUUGUUGCAAAGGUGAACCGUUUAUGGCUUAGUCGGAGCUUAUAUGGUUCGAAGCUUCCAUUUUCCAUGGACAUGGUUCUUAUGGAUG
This is a messenger RNA of Lotus japonicus, 2877 nucleotides long. RefSeq names its product G-type lectin S-receptor-like serine/threonine-protein kinase At1g11330. Lineage: Eukaryota; Viridiplantae; Streptophyta; Magnoliopsida; Fabales; Fabaceae. Gene Ontology annotation, molecular function: ATP binding; protein serine/threonine kinase activity. The record is from RefSeq and is a predicted model, not a curated record. Gene Ontology annotation, biological process: protein phosphorylation; recognition of pollen. The transcript is spliced from 8 exons. Bases 247 to 2739 code for a protein of 830 amino acids.